This is a messenger RNA of Onthophagus taurus, 1052 nucleotides long. RefSeq names its product mitochondrial ribosomal protein L39 (gene mRpL39). Gene Ontology annotation, molecular function: RNA binding; nucleotide binding. Gene Ontology annotation, cellular component: mitochondrion. The record is from RefSeq and is a predicted model, not a curated record. Lineage: Eukaryota; Metazoa; Arthropoda; Insecta; Coleoptera; Scarabaeidae.
AAUACUUUUUUAAAAAUGUUAAAAAUACGUAAUAUUUACACAUUAUUGAAUCAAAAAUCAUCAAUUAACAUACACAGACAACUCAGUCAUGCAACCGAUGAAGUAAAUCGCCAAAACGAACUUUUCUAUCUCGAACAAAAACGGCAAAGAGAAAAUGUAGGUAGAAUAGAAAAAAUUGAGAUACAAUAUGAAGGCGUUCCUGAAAAUGCGACGUUAGUUAUGAAUAAAAAUAUUUCGACACCAUAUGAUUGUGCAAGACAUAUAAACGAAACGAUUUCAAAACGUUCCGCCGUCGCUUUAUUAAAUGGUGAUACCUUAUGGCAUAUGCAUAAACCAUUACCUGAUUCUUGCAAAUUAGAAUUAUUACAUUUUAAGAUCGAUCAACCCAUUGGCGUUAACAAAGCAUUUUGGAGGACUUGUAGUUUCCUUUUAGGUGCUUUAGCUAAACAAACAUUUAAAGAUAACGUUGAAGUAAUUUUGCAUAGUUUUCCAAGUCCAAAUGUUCGAUCAGGAAGUUUUAUUUACGAUCUUCAACUGUCAUUAAACGAUUGGAAACCAACAAACUCAGAAUUAAAAGUUUUAUCAAUCGAAUUGAUCAAAUUUUGCCAACAAAGUCACGUAAUUGAAACUUUAGAUGUGAGCCAAGACUUUGCUUUCACCUUAUUUAAAGAAAAUAAACAUAAAACACAACAAAUUCCCGACAUUGCAGCUCAUAACAACGGAAAAAUCACGUUAUUUAAAGUCGGAAAACACGUUGAUAUCUCAAAGGGUCCCAUGAUUGCAAACACUGAUCAAAUCGGAAGGAUAAGUGUUACAAAUGUUAUUAAAUUGGUUUCUGAUAUCCCUGGAAAUCCGUUGUAUAGGUUUCAAGGAGUUGCUUUACCAUCUAGUAUAGUUUUAAAUCAUUUUGCUUAUGGAUUAAUUGAAGAAAGAGCUAAAAAAUUGAAUUCAGCGAGAAUUCCAACUCAGCAUGGAUUUAAUAGUGAUGAUAAUUCGUUUGUAGCCCAAAUGAAUGUUUAAUUUUAAUAAAGUAUUAAAAAAACUAAUUAAAA